Molecule: messenger RNA, 7455 nt
Organism: Pseudophryne corroboree (corroboree frog)
Lineage: Eukaryota; Metazoa; Chordata; Amphibia; Anura; Myobatrachidae
Gene: RP1L1
Product: RP1 like 1
Exons: 4
Coding region: 309-6332 (2007 amino acids)
Biological process (GO): intracellular signal transduction; axoneme assembly; retina development in camera-type eye
Cellular component (GO): axoneme
Source: RefSeq, a predicted model, not a curated record
CUAUUAGUUAAUCAUCUAUCCUACAGAUGGCCCUGGCAGUAAUCCUCUUUGCUCUCACCAUAAGCCAUUUCAAAGUGACCACUCAGAAAAAAAUCUGAUUCCUUUUUCAUGUGGAUCAGCAAACAUGCCAGGCAAGAGUACACGGGCGCGGCGCCGGAUCCUGACAGCGUCUCACUGAACGAUUAUUUUUGGCAAAAGAUUCUUUUCACGAUGGGCCGGGAAUGUAAUGUCAACAGGGCAGCGUGAACUAUUUUGAAGAGGGGAGCAACAAGUUACUGAUGCAGCUGUGAAACAGAUCAACAUCCAUAAUGAACCUCGCUGCGGCUGAAGGUCACUUGGCCACUCCGUCCAGUCCAGACCAGCGUUUACCACCCGUGGCUCGGACUCAUGCAGUCUCUGAAGUGACGCCGGCCAAGAAGAUAACCUUCUUUAAGAGUGGAGAUCCCCAGUUCGGUGGAGUGAAGAUGGCCAUCAACCGGCGCAGUUUCAAAAGUUUCAGCGCCCUCAUGGAUGAUCUUUCAAACCGAGUCCCUUUGCCCUUUGGGGUGCGGACGAUCACGACUCCUAGGGGAACUCAUAGCAUAAACAAACUAGAGCAACUCCAAGAUGGGGGGAGUUAUAUCUGUUCCGAUAAAAAAUAUGUGCAACCCAUGGCUGUACGGAAAAUGGGCACUCAGAGAGUCAGUCGCCCAGCGAGUGCCCGAAAGCAGAGUCAUCAUGAGGAACCAGAGGAGGAGUGCUCUUCAGCUCAUUUCCAACAGGUGCCGAAACUAAGGAAGAAAAUAGUCCUGGUGAAGAAUGGAGAUCCCACCAUUAGACAUUCCAUCAUCCUAAACCGCAGAAACACUCGCAAUUUCAGGACUUUCCUGGAGGAUGCUUCUGAUCUCUUGCAGUAUACUGUGCGAAAGCUGUACACUGUGGAUGGAAGGAGAUUGGAAAACAUCCAGGCGGUUCUCCAGUCUCCCAGCAUCCUCCUGUGUGUGGGACGGGAGCCCUUUAAGUCGCUGCAAACAGAAAAUAUGCAUAAAAGUAUUACGGAGAAGCUGCCGGGUCUCCGAUCUUAUCAAAGCAAUAACACUGAGGUCUUGGACAAUAAGAAAAAUGCAAAUUUUGGACUCAAAGCCAAAAAGAGUGUGAUCCACCCUCGCUCAGCAUCAAGCAACAAGACCAGGUUCUCCUUGUCCUCAGAAAAAUCUUAUCCCAAUGAUUUAAACAUGUCGCCGGAAAACAGCGGAUUCGGCUCAUAUCCAAAUACGUGUACACGUGAAAAAUCAGAGGAUACAGGGCAUUCUAUAGUGAACGAUGACAUUGAGAAAAGGGUUCACGUGAACAAAGAUGGCAGCCUUUCAGUGGAGAUGAAAGUCCGUUUUCGCCUGCUCAACGAAGAAACCCUGCAGUGGUCCACACAAAUAAAGAAGUCUAGCACAUUUGGCAAGUCAAAGGGCGAGCAGCUUUGCUUGCACAAUGAGAAUGGCAAAACAGAGGGCAUGAAUCCCGAAACCUUUUCAGAGACAGAUGACUCCUUCUAUCCAUGUGACGCCGACUCGUACAGCUCGAAACAUAACGAGGCAGAAUUAGAUGACAUGUACUGUGCCAACUGUGGCAUGCAGUGUCAAGAGUACGAUAUUUGGAAAAAUCCUAUGCAUGCCAACCAACAAGAGGACUACGUCAAGAGAUCCACAUGGCAAACACGGUCAUCUGCUUCAAGCACGUCCUCACACCACAAAUUAAUGUGCGGUAAAAAGACAUCUGUAGAUAGUCUCCAUACCAUGUCUUCUGAAGAGUACACAGAACAUAUUGUGCACAAAUCUACACAUUAUUCAGAAUCCAUUGAAAAUGGAGAAACAAUGGUUAGAUAUUCAACCGUUAGUCGAUGCACAAGUUGUAGCGGCCAGUCAGCUAUAGCAUCAAACGUAGACGCAGUUUCAGAUACUGGGCGGAAAAACACGGGUGACAGCCAGCACAAGUUAUGUUCCAGCUUAAAAAGUCAAACUUCCUUGCAAAGACAAUCCCCAAAUUGGGAAGAACAAAAUGACCUGAAAAGUCACAGUGGUAGCUUUGAAGAGCCUGUUGAAACAUCAUCUGCACCUUGUGUGGAUGGUGAGAACUGUAGUCAAAGAGCAAGUGUUGUUUCACAGUCAUCGCUAGGGUCUACAAAGAGCCAGAAGAGAAUGCUGAAGCAAAAUAGCACUAACCAAAAAAGCAUUGGGUCAAGUAUCAGCUAUAAUGAAGAGGAAGAAAAAGACCAACUAAGCACUACAGCAUCACUGAAGAACAACCAAGGCAUGUCGACAGAAAUGGGAGUCUCAGAAGACCUCUGUAGUAACAAAUGUACAGAACUAAAAAACAGCCCAAAUUAUAAUGAAUUGCCUGACGAUCACAACGAUGAUGAAAGUAUAUCAGCAAGUGGUCCUUUAGGAGCCAGUCACAGUGACUGUGAUAACUGUCUAACAGGAUCUCCUUCUCAUUCCAUAUCUCCUACUAAGGAGGAAACCAACAUUCAUAGUCAAAACGAUGAUCAGGGUGUAUCUAUCGCUCCUUGCUUGACUUCCAUUUCAAAGCAAAAUAGUGAAAGCCUUUUGCACAAGCAUGGAAGUAUAGAUACUUGUGAGAAUGAGAGAGUGCAGGAAAACUACUCUACCUCUAAAUCUAAAACAAAAUCCUAUACAGAAAAUCAAGGACAAAGCUUUCAAUCCAACAGUUCCCAUUCGUCAAUGUCAUCUGUAACUACAUCAGCCUUACCUUGUGCACAAGAAGAUCCAGAAAUCCCAAACCAUCAGGAAAAUUGCAAUGAACCCACUAAAACUCACCAUGCAGACAAAUCGAGAGAUUGUUCCACGCCUACUUCAGAAGAUGAUGGCCAGGAUAGACUUCCCAUUUCACUGUUAUCAAGCAAAUCCCAGUCAUUUAACUCUAAAUACAACUAUGUUAGCAGCCAGGAAUAUAAGGUUUUCAGUGUAAGUUCCAGAGUUUCAUCAAUAUCUGAAAAAAAGAGCAGACUUUCAGUUUCCCCUGAAAUGUGCGACCAGGACUCAUCCAAAGACAGUGCCAGAGAACCAUCACAAGAAGGUGUGGAACAAAAUGACCACAUUCAAGAUGCUGAGAGGUGUACCACACAAACAACUUCAGAGACUAAUUGUAUUUAUAGUCCUUCUCCGCCAAAAGGAAAACCAGCCAACAGACAUCCAAGGUCAGCACAGUUUAAAUAUUCCAAUACUAGUAUAGGCAGUGACCCAAUGAAAAUAGCCAAUGGUGAAAAUACAGACAGCUCAAGGUCAUCUACACCAGGUGUAAAGGGAAUGUUGGCAUCGAGGAUCAGUACAGAGACCUGCAAAAACACAAAAAAAGCUGUAACCGCACACAACAGCACGGAGGAAGUCCAAAAUAACAAAAAACGUAAAAACAGCUCCAGUUCUUCAAAGAGAAAACAGAAGGGAGAAUCUUUAGAUACAGACAAUAAAAUAAGUGGCGAUCUUAUUCCAUCUGCAUUACCAAAUGUGACCCCAGAGGAAGUGGUAAAUGAGUGGCUAAGGAAAAUUCCUUCACAAACAAUGGUCGUUGAAUAUGAAGUGGAUGAAUGCCAAAAAAAAGCAUGUAAAGAAGUAGAAAAUGAAACAUCAAAGACAAUCGUUGAUAAAGAAGAUGAUGUAGAGUUGAGUAAGGAUUCAAUAGCGGAGAUACAAAAUAACAGCCAAGUUACGGAGGAAAUUACCCAUGGUGUGUGCUACCUUAACAGCUCAGAUAACACUCCAGAUGCAAAUAUUUGUGACAAAAAUGAAAAUGAGGUGUUAAAUAACACAACAACAAAUAAUAAUAAUAAUGUGAAAAGUGGGGCCAUUACUACAAAGGCUGCCUGGGAUAAAAAUUCACUUCCAAACAGUAUUCAGACCUCGGUGCAAAUAAUGAAAGCAUUGUUAUGCCCCUCACAAGAAUCGAAGUUUGACCGGUCGAACAGUUUACCUGAACUAUCACAAACCAUGGGGAGAAAGCUCAGUAACUCAGCAAAAGUAUUGAUCUCAUGUCUCGCUAGUCUUAAGCUUCUAGACGAAGGUCCUGCUGACCCCACAAAGAACUCAAAUGACUUGAACAAAUCUAAGUACAUUGAAUUAUUGAACAUAUUUCAGGCGCUAUGGGCAGAGGGUCCAACUAGUAAGAGCAUAACAAGCAUAACCUCUGGAAAGAACUACAUCAGAGAAGACGAAUUAACUCCAGUUUCCUCCUCAGGAGUUGAUAUCAAUAGUGGUUUUGGAGGUUCUGGUGAUGGCAGUUUAACUGGUGGAGGUGACAGUGCAAUGAUAGCUGAAAAGUUGUCCACAGUAACCCAUGAAGUCAAAUGUGCUACCAGCAAUACACAAUACUGUGGACAAGAGCCAGUUGCUUCUGGAGAUCAAGAUAAAGGUCAUGGUCAACAAACUUCAACUGAAGUCCUUGAUGCUUGCUUGGAUGAGAUCAAAUCAUGUGUUAUGGAUGAAAAUAUGAAUGAGAAGAAGAUAGACAAUGGUGACAAUGACUUACAAAUGAAUAUAAAAAAAGAGUAUGGCGAUAAUGAUUCAGUGAAUAAUGUAAAUGAUGAGUGUAUAAAAACCCUAGACGAACCCAGGAUGUGUAGUCAUGAUACCAUGAACAUCCAUAACCACACUGAAAAUGUUCCCAUAUCCAGUAAGUCCAAUUUACAGGAGACAAACUACAUUAAUUCUCCUGGAAAGUGCCAGUCAGGCGCCAAUUCAACAUCUGAUUCAAAUGGGGAUAAAGAGCCAAUUAUUGAUAAACAAACAUACGAUGCUGACCCAGUUUGGGUAUUGAAACUGCUGAAAAAAAUUGAGAAAGAAUUUAUGACUCACUACGUGGAUGCAAUGAAUGAAUUUAAAGUCAGGUGGAAUUUAGAAGACAACGAGAACCUUGACGAAAUGAUUGCUGAACUUAAGAAUGAGGUGAGUCAAAGAAUCGAGAGAAGUAUUUCAAAUGAACUAAAGAGAAUAAAAAGUAGAUCAGGAACUAAGGUGCCGAGACCCCCAGAAAGUGCAAGGCGUAAGUCUUCUUUGCAAGCAGAGGAAAGACGAAGACACUUACAAACAAUGCAUAUGCGGUCAAUGCAAGGCGGAACAAAUUACAUUUCAUGUGAAACGGAUGAAGAAGACCUAACUUUUAGUGCUUCAUUUGGAGAUGAGAGCACUGGACAACCAAACGAUGAUUUCUGCCCAUGUGAAAAAUGUAUAAAAGAGAAAAGGGCCAUCAAAUUAGCAAAACCCCAGGCAGCCGUUGCUGAUGCUCCUAUCAUUAAAGCAUUUGACCUUCAACAGAUCUUAAAAAUGAAGAGGGACAAUAUUGACCCUCAAAAUAAUCAAAAUGAUGGAGCUGUCAUCCCUUCACUGGAGGACUGUGGCAGAGAGGUUGAACCCAGAAUGGGAAAUGACUGCUCUGCAGAGAGUGAAGAAGACCCCAGUGGGACUGGAGAUGACAUCUUGAAAAGAACAUCUGACAUUUCAAGAGAUGAUAAUGACCUUAAUUGUCAUGAGGACAGGUCAGUAGUGGAUGAAUGUGAAGUUUGUGCAUCAAAUGAUUUUCAGUGUAAUGCUACAAAUAAUGAAAAGGAAACAGAACCAUUGGAGAACAACCCUGAAGAGGAGGGCAAGUCUCCAGAAGGUUUAGAUGAAGAAGUGGAAAGUGUUAAAUCUGAUGAGGUGGAAGUGAAAGAAAUGAACAUGGAAUGUCCAAUAGAUGAUCAAACUACAACAGGGUGUGAAGAGGAAAAGUUAAAUGAGCAAGAAAAUAGUUCUGAAGAACUACUUGAAGGCACCGCCCAACAGUCAGCAGAUAAUCAUAAGGAAACCAAAGAGACAUCAGAAUCUGACAAUGAGCCAAACAAGACUGAUGUAGCUAAUGUUCCAACAGAUGAGUUUUUAGAAGAUGAGGAUUGCAAUGAAAACACCAGCAAUGUUGAGGGAGAUGUCCAAGAAAGAGACGCUGAUAAUUUAGAAACCAGUGGCUCAUACUUACAGAAGUAUUCUUUGUGCCAGGGCUCUCUAAUAACGCAGAAUGGCUAUGGCGAGGAUGCAGACAGAGGAUGCAAUGAAAUAAAUAAUAACGUAGGAAAAACAUCCCCUAAUGGACAGUCAAACAGUUCGGGUAGCAAACAGUCACAGAUGUAUCCAGCUAGUUCCUCUGAAGACGAGGAUGGGGAUACACCAUGUGCAAGUCCCGUCGGCAUAGGUAAAAAUGAAACUAUUGAUCAGGCACAUGUAAAUAGCAAUGGCAGCUUUGAGAAAGGUGACAAUAAAUCGAAGAAGGAUUUGGAUGAGGACAUUAUUGACCAAGAUGACUUGGACUUCUAAGAAGCAUUGGAGCUUUGCAUCUCUUCACUUAACUGUAACGCAGAAGUUGAAACAUUCUAAUUUGAGUAAUAUUGUUCAUAAAAAAACACAGAACCGUUACAUAUGGUGCAAUUUGUCUCCAUUAUUUCCAUGAAUACCCCUGCAGUCUGUUCUUAGUUGUCAGCAGGAUUUUAGACCUCAAGUUGGACCUUGUACCUUUGAAUUACUGGACCAGUGUUGGACACUUAUUUGUAAAAGGCCUCCCAGACCCCAAAUAGUAGGUUGAUCCGUGAUUGGCUGGUUAACUUAGCAACAGAGAUUCAUUGUCAAGUAUUUGUUCGCAACACAAGUUUCAUGAUUGUGUCAUUCCCAUUCUCUGAGUAGGAAACAGUAACUACACAGAUAACUAGCAUCCCCACAUUGAGGGAUCGGUUUGGAUAACUGUUAUACAGCUUUAUUUAUGUAUGAACAACUGAACGGAAACAUAGAAUGAUGAAGGCAGAUAAAGACCAAUGGAUCCACUUUUCCUGCCAGUUGUAUUUAUUUUUACUGCUUAUGUUGCUGUCCAAUGUAGUGUUAUAAGUGAGGGACAUACUGUAGGUGGGAAAUUUAUCAAACCUUCUGCAAGUGAAGAAGCUGCCAAUAGAAACCAAUCGGAUUCUAGCUAGUAUUUUAUAGAAUGUACUAGGCAGAUGAUAGGUAGAACCUGAGUGGCUGCAACUUCACCACUUGACCUCUUUAGGUUUGAUAUAUAUCCCACCUUCAUGCCAUCAACACGAGUUAAUGUACAGAUGUUCUGUCACUCACGGCAACCAAUUAUAACCAGCUGUUAUUUAAGAAAAAUAUGUUUUUUCAAAAUAUAAAAGAAAAUUUCUGAUUGGUUGAUAUGUAUAAAUGUGUCAGUAAAUAAUACCCUUUUUUUUCUCUGUAAAAUGUGAAUGUCCCCUGUACAGGGUGCAAAUUGAAAAUCAUAACUUUUAAAGGAAUGAUAACUUCACCAUGAAAGGCUGCAUUCAGGAUCCACUGUUCAGUGCAACCCCACACACUAGGAAUUUUCUAGUGCAGUGACUACCUAUGGGGUAGGGGGUGGGGGGGUUGGGGGAGGAGAUUUAUCAAGUAGUCUUGUAGAGAUAUAGGGGGUCAU